This is a messenger RNA of Tupaia belangeri chinensis (Chinese tree shrew), 2101 nucleotides long. It is a transcript of the gene DPYS, whose product is annotated as dihydropyrimidinase. Gene Ontology annotation, molecular function: dihydropyrimidinase activity. The transcript is spliced from 10 exons. Gene Ontology annotation, biological process: pyrimidine nucleobase catabolic process. Gene Ontology annotation, cellular component: cytoplasm; cytosol. Bases 133 to 1689 code for a protein of 518 amino acids. The record is from RefSeq and is a predicted model, not a curated record. Lineage: Eukaryota; Metazoa; Chordata; Mammalia; Scandentia; Tupaiidae.
GGGGCUGUGGGUUUUCUGUAGUCGGAGCUUGGGGACUGUCCGUGGGGACCUUAAAGGAGGGCCACCCUCACUUCCCCGAGCCAGUCCCAACGUGCAGCCCACAACUUACUAGGACUCGGCGCGCCCCCGGCCAUGGCAGCGCCGUCGCGGCUCCUGAUCCGCGGGGGUCGCGUGGUCAACGAUGACUUCUCGCAGGUGGCCGACGUGCUGGUGGAGGACGGCGUGGUGCGGGCGCUCGGACGCGACCUGCUGCCGCCUGGGGGCGCUCCCGCCGGGCUGCGGGUCCUCGACGCUGCCGGCAAGCUAGUCCUGCCCGGCGGCAUCGACACGCACACGCACAUGCAGUUCCCCUUCAUGGGCUCGCGGUCCAUCGACGACUUCUACCAGGGCACCAAGGCUGCUCUGGCAGGAGGUACCACCAUGAUCAUUGAUUUUGCCAUUCCUCAGAAAGGCAGCUCCCUCAUUGAGGCCUUUGAGACCUGGCGGAGCUGGGCUGAUCCCAAGGUCUGCUGUGACUACAGCCUUCAUGUGGCGGUGACGUGGUGGAGUGACCAGGUUAAAGAAGAAAUGAGAAUCCUUACCCAGGAUAAAGGGGUUAACUCUUUCAAGAUGUUUAUGGCCUACAAAGAUCUGUACAUGGUGAGAGACGUGGAGCUGUAUGCGGCCUUCUCUCAGUGCAAGGAGAUUGGAGCGAUUGCUCAGGUCCAUGCAGAGAACGGAGACUUAAUUGCAGAGGGAGCAAAGAAGAUGCUGGCACUGGGGAUAACAGGCCCCGAGGGCCACGAGUUGUGCCGCCCCGAAGCCGUGGAGGCCGAGGCAACUCUGAGAGCCAUCACCAUCGCCAGCGCCGUGAACUGCCCUCUCUACGUGGUGCACGUGAUGAGCAAGUCCGCGGCCCAGGUGAUCGCCGACGCCAGGAGAGAGGGGAAGGUGGUCUAUGGAGAACCCAUAGCAGCAAGUCUUGGCACGGACGGCACUCACUACUGGAAUAAAGAAUGGCACCACGCAGCCCACCAUGUCAUGGGUCCACCCCUGCGGCCAGACCCUUCAACGCCCGGCUUUCUCAUGAAUCUCUUGGCUAACGAUGAUCUCACCACAACAGGGACUGACCACUGCACUUUUAACACCUGCCAGAAAGCCCUUGGGAAGGAUGAUUUCACCAAGAUUCCCAAUGGAGUGAACGGUGUUGAGGACCGGAUGUCAGUGAUAUGGGAAAAAGGCGUGCAUAGUGGUAAAAUGGAUGAAAACCGAUUCGUGGCAGUUACCAGCACGAAUGCAGCCAAAAUCUUCAAUCUUUUUCCAAGAAAAGGGAGAAUAGCUGUGGGAUCAGAUGCUGAUAUUGUCAUUUGGGACCCAAAAGCUACAAGGACCAUCUCAGCAAAAACUCAUCAUCAGGCUGUUAACUUCAACAUUUUCGAAGGCAUGGUCUGCCAUGGGGUCCCCCUUGUGACGAUUUCAAGAGGCAGAGUAGUAUAUGAAGCUGGAGUUUUCAAUGUCACGGCAGGAGAUGGGAAGUUUAUUUCUCGCAAGCCAUUUGCGGAAUAUAUUUACAAACGAAUCAAGCAGCGGGACCAGACUUGCACACCAACCCCUGUGGAGCGCGCACCCUAUAAGGGAGAAGUCAUCAUGCUGAAAACAGCAACAAAAGAAGACUCCUCAACUGGGACCAGGACACAGGCUUGCCCCUGAGCUCAGUGCUGUUGGUAAAAUCAGAGAAGAGGAGGCUGCCGUUCCCUUCACAGUCAAACAUCGUCAGCCCAUAGAGAAGCAGGCCUUAUUUCAACUCCCAAGAUCCUUCAGGAAAAAAAUCGCUCUAGGCCUCUUUGAUUUUCUUUCAGAAGCAAUUGCUGUCUUUCUCACUGUGCCUUUGUUGCUGCGUAAGAUUGAAGAUAUAAAUGUGUAUUAUUGUAAUGGAAAGCAAAAUUUCAUUGAUGAUACUUUUAAAUGCCAUUUUGGCUUGUAGUAGAUUUCUUUCUUUGAAUUUUUAAAUCUCACUUUCAUUUAAACUUUUUAAAAAAAUUGCUGCAUUAGCUUCAAAUAGCACCACGAUUUCACAUUUUAUUGUAAUUAAUAAACAUUGAAAUCUUUAUUUUAUAUCCUA